Molecule: messenger RNA, 1439 nt
Organism: Gadus macrocephalus (Pacific cod)
Lineage: Eukaryota; Metazoa; Chordata; Actinopteri; Gadiformes; Gadidae
Gene: ognb
Product: osteoglycin, paralog b
Exons: 6
Coding region: 104-895 (263 amino acids)
Molecular function (GO): protein binding
Source: RefSeq, a predicted model, not a curated record
UGAAAACUGCAUGGAAAGUUUUCCUGAUCACAAGUACGCCAGAUCACAGCCCAGCAAACAGCUACCAAUUCACAAGCCUUUCCUCAUAGGGAAUUAAGAGAAAAUGCACUUGGAGAUGUUAAUCUGCGUGAUUCUUAUAAUUCCAUCACUAGUGCUAUGUUCUCCAGCCAAGAAUGGAUAUAUUGAAGCAAGGGCACCUAAGAAAGACAUUGUGACCAUUCCUGAGUUCCCUCAAGACUUACCAGCAAAACCAGAUGCUGCUGUGCUCCCCACGUGUCUGCUCUGUGUAUGCCUGAUUGGAUCGGUGUACUGUGAGGAGGUGUUCCCUCAAAUGACAGCCAUCCCAGCACUGCCAAGAGAAACCACAUACCUUUAUGCACGCUUCAACCAGAUCAAUAAGAUAAAAAACAAAGACUUUGCAGAUAUGGGAGCAUUAAAAAGAAUUGACCUGACCGGAAACAUAAUCAGCGAGAUAGAAGAUGGAGCCUUUUCCAAACUUACCAAUCUUGAGGAGCUCUUUCUGGCUGAGAACCGACUUACAAAACUGCCAAUGCUACCCAGCAAACUAACAACAUUGAAUGCCAAUUUCAACCUUCUCAAAUCCAAGGGUGUGAGGUCCAAUGCUUUCAAGAAACUUCCCGAACUUGCUUUUCUAUACCUUGGAAAUAAUAAACUGGAAGUAAUUCCACAACUUCCUGAGUCGCUACAAAUUGUUCACCUCAAUAACAACAACAUCAAUACAAUUACUGAUCAGACAUUUUGCAAAGGCAACACCACUCAGUACAUCCGAAGCACCAUGGAAGAGGUGAGACUGGAUGGCAACCCACUUGUCUUAGCUCAGCACCCAAAUAGCUUCAUCUGUCUGCGGAAUCUUCCAACUGGACAUUACCACUAAAGUUUUAGAUAACCAACGCAUGAUUUUGGGAAUUAGCUGUAAACCCUGCAGGUGUAGGUGAUCAGCAUUAUUAAGCAGAAAUAAGUCCCUUUGUGAAAUGGAGAGAUAAAUUCAUCAGUCCUCCAAAUCUUUUUAUAAAUUGUACUCCGCUUAUUUUUUCUCUUAACAUUGUUUAUGGUAUAUGUUACAUUUCUUUGUUUCCUUUUUCACACUUGUAUCAUCAUAGACCUUCCGCUUGUGAACUAAACAAAUUAUUGUGAAAUAUUAAUAGCUACCGUUGGAUCUUCAGACAGCAUUGCAUGUGCAAGAAUGACAUGCAUCUUUACUCAAUUAAGUUCACCUUGAUGUAAACAAGCAUUCAUAGCCCAGAGUCCAGUUACUUUUGUUGAAACCGGUAGUUCCAACGUCCAACAUUUAUUUGACUUCAAUCAGGCCAUCAGCGAUCUUCUGCUGGUAUGAUCUUUCUGACUGUUUUCUUCUGUAGACAUCAUCUGGCAAAUACAAUAGAAGGAUUAUUGUAGGCACUCAAUAAAAUUGGCAAGAU